CUAAGUUACUUUGUGAACGAGGAAAGUGUUACACGGGAAUUAUAUCUAAUUAAAGUUUUUAAUUGUGCAUGAUGUUAAAUUUGAAUUUAAGAAGAAUAAGAUAAAGUGCAUACAUUAUGGAAACCACCCCGCUUUUAAUACGGCCAAAAAGGAAAUCAAUAUGGUCAAGGUUGAAUUUUUUUAGGUUUCGUAGACGUGAACUGUGCUCGAGGGUUAUACAUUUGGGUCAACUGCCCGAAGAGGAAUUUCCUCCAAACCAUGUGUGCAAUCAGAAAUACAACAUAAUCACAUUCCUGCCAAUUGUUUUGUUUGAGCAGUUCAGGUUUUUCCUUAACCUAUACUUCUUAGUGAUGGCACUGUCACAAUUCAUACCAAGCAUUAGGAUUGGAUACUUGUACACAUACUGGGGGCCGCUGUGUUUUGUCCUGGCUGUGACGUUGUUCAGAGAAGCUAUCGAUGACUUCAGAAGAUACAGAAGAGACAAGGAAGUAAAUCGUCAGCGUUAUGAGCGCAUAUCGUUAGAUGCCCCGAUCGAGGGCUACCGCCCCUUCAUCACAGAACAAGUUCCUGCAUCUGAACUGAGGGUUGGUGAUAUUGUUAUGCUGCACAAGGGGCAGAGAGUGCCUGCUGAUAUGAUCUUGUUAAGGACCAAUGAAACUAUGGGAACAGUCUUCAUUAGGACUGACCAGUUAGAUGGAGAAAUUGAUUGGAAGUUAAGGAUACCCCUUCCGUCAACUCAAAAACUGCCCACAGAUGCACAUUUACUGGACAUAAACGCGAAGUUAUUUGUGGAGAAACCAGAGAAGGAUAUACACUCUUUUAUUGGCACUUGCACGAGGUUGGACGAAGAAGAGAGCGAUUCCUUAGACAUUGAGAACACACUGUGGAGUGGCUGCGUUGUUGCCAGUGGACAAGUUACCGGCUUGGUUAUUUAUACAGGCAGUGAAACUCGCAGUGUAAUGAACAACGCGACCCCGAGAUCCAAAGUAGGCCGAUUAGAUCUGCGAAUCAAUGACUUCACGAAAGUUCUUUUUGGGGCCACUCUGUUUCUAUCGUUACUGCUAAUCGUACUCAAAGGAUUUGACGGGCCGUGGUUUGCUUUUCUUAUCAGAUUCGUACUGCUGUUUUCGUAUAUCAUACCUAUCAGCUUACGAGUAAAUCUGGAAAUGGGGAAGGUUUUUUACUCCUGGACAAUCCAGCGGGACAAGAAAAUCGAAGGAACUGUCAUGCGUUCCACAACUAUACCCGAGGAGCUGGGCAGGAUACAAUAUCUGUUAGCUGACAAGACUGGGACUUUAACCAAAAACGAGAUGGUCUUCCAGAAGCUGCAUUUGGGGAAUGCGCUGUUUGACAAGAAUAUUUUUCAUGAGGUAGAAGCACUACUAACGCAGCACAUAACCAACGAAGGACCAUCUCUGCCCACGUCGCCAGCGACGGAGGGCGCUGUGCUAGCUCCCACGCCCAGACAAGUGUGGGAAGCCGUGCUUGCGCUCGCACUUUGCCACAAUGUCACUCCCGUCUACGAUAUAGACGACCAGAGAGCCGAUGAGGCUCAGUCAGAUAUGGGUAGUUCUGUGAUGUCCGAGAGUUGCGGAGGUGCGGUGCCGCAACAACAGCUGUGCGACUAUCAAGCAUCCAGUCCGGACGAGGUGGCCUUGGUGAAAUGGACAGAUAUGAUGGGCGUCUCGUUGUACAAUCGGGAUCUCCACAACAUUUCGCUGAAGCUCCGCGCCGCUAACGAGAUCAUGCAGUUUAACAUCUUACAAAUAUUCCCCUUCACCAGCGAGAGCAAGAUGAUGGGCAUUAUUGUGCAGGAGGAAAACACCCAAGCUAUAACAUAUUACGUGAAAGGCGCAGACGUAGCACUAUCCAAACUUUUAAAUUCAUCGUGGCUAUCAACUGAGUGCAAGUUGCUUGCGGCCGACGGACUAAGGACAUUGGUAGUUGCUAAGAAGACCAUGUCCAAGAACGAAUAUUUGGAGUUUGAGAGUGAGUACAAGGAAGCUCGUAUGAGUGUGACGGGUCGCACGGAGCGAACGGCCGCGUGCAUUGCGCGGUUACAACGAGGACUCACACUACUGGCGCUUACUGGAGUAGAAGACCGCCUUGCAGACAACGUACCGGACACUCUGGGACUGCUACGUUCUGCUGGAAUCAAGAUUUGGAUGCUAACAGGCGAUAAACUAGAAACAGCGCUAUGCAUCGCGCGUUCUCUACAGUUAGGAGGCGGAGAACGUUGGCAUACCGCUCCGGAGUGCAGAAAGAGGCGUGAUGCGUACGCACUGUUAAAUGAAUUAGCAAACAAUUCUGACUCCAUCGAUCUCAUUAUAGAAGGGGAAACACUCGAGGUCUGUCUGCGAUCAUACCUAGAAGAGUUCGUAGAGGUUCUGCGCAACUGUUCCGGUGUGGUAGUCGCACGAUGCUCGCCUACUCAGAAGGCGAGAGUUGCGCGACUGUUGCGAGCGAGAGGCCUCGUUGUGGCGGCCGUGGGCGACGGGGGAAAUGACGUCGCCAUGAUCCAAGAGGCUGAUAUGGGUGUAGGCAUCGAAGGUGCUGAAGGUCGCGCCGCGUCGCUAGCGGGUGACGUGAGCAUACGGGAGUUCUCUUGUCUGGCAAGGUUGUUGCUACUGCACGGACGACGGUCGCUCAUGCGAUCGGCUGCGUUAUGUCUCUUCAUAGUACACCGAGGGCUUAUUGUUUCUACUAUGCAGGCAGUUUUCUCCGUAGUGUUCUAUUUCUCAUCAGUAUCACUGUACCCGGGUUUCCUAAUGGUCGGAUAUGGGACUCUAUUCACUAUGCUGCCAGUUUUCUCAUUGGUUUUGGACAAAGAUCUUCCGAGCUCGACAGUCAUAAGAAACCCGCAACUGUAUAAACAGAUGACCAAAGGAAUGCAACUGUCCUACAAGACUUUCUACAUAUGGACAGGAAUAUCGAUCUAUCAAGGCGGCGUUAUAAUGUACGGAGCUCUAGUACUGUUUGAGGAGCAGCUCAUUCAUAUAGUUGAGAUCAGCUAUACUGCACUCAUCCUCACAGAGCUGAUAAUGGUCGCCCUGACGGUGGUGACGUGGCACCGCCUCAUGGCUCUGGCGGAGCUGGUCAGCUUGCUCAUGUACACUGCCACUCUGCUAAUCUUCACUACCUACUUUGAUGCUGAUUUCAUUAGACACUGGGACUUUUGGUGGAAGGUGACAGCGAUUACGCUUGUAUCCUGCUUUCCUCUCUACAUCGUCAAGUUUAUGCAUCGAAAAUGGAGCAACCGUCAGUACAAAAACAUUAAGACUAAAUAAAUUAAGAAAAAUAUCACCUGUCAGAGUGCGGACGUGUAUAAGACACGAGCUUGUCCACUUGGAGACAAGCGGAAUGGAGUGGAGCGAAGACGUUGAAAGAACCAGAUAGAUUUUGGUGACCUCACUGGUGAUGGUCCCCAACAAAUGCAGUUACCCGUAAUUACUGAAUUUUCUCAGAAAUUUUGGGCUGGUUAACAUCAAGACGUUCUGUCAAGUUAUUACGCGUUCCGGUAUGAUACCUGGUAGAAACCGUUUAUGGGCUUAAUAUAACUGGCAUACCUCUAACAGAUUAGCGUGCUACCAUUUCAGACUGCAUCGUCACUUAAUAGGUGAGAUGCAGUUUAUUUAAAUAAACUGCAUCUCACCUAGCUCUCUGCUCUGCUCCGCCCAGUACAAUCGCACUCAUCAAAUUCAUAAUUGAAAAAAUAUCAAUUAAAAAAUUAAAUUACUUCAAUUAGGCUUACUUUAUAAGCACUUUUCAAACUUCAUUAUAAUACUGAAUUGGAUUUCGUUUCCGUAGUAAAUUUAAAA
Molecule: messenger RNA, 3818 nt
Organism: Pararge aegeria (speckled wood butterfly)
Lineage: Eukaryota; Metazoa; Arthropoda; Insecta; Lepidoptera; Nymphalidae
Product: probable phospholipid-transporting ATPase IIB
Exons: 19
Coding region: 117-3287 (1056 amino acids)
Biological process (GO): endocytosis; retrograde vesicle-mediated transport, Golgi to endoplasmic reticulum; phospholipid translocation
Cellular component (GO): trans-Golgi network; plasma membrane; endosome
Molecular function (GO): ATP binding; ATPase-coupled intramembrane lipid carrier activity; ATP hydrolysis activity
Source: RefSeq, a predicted model, not a curated record